AUGGCUCCCAAACGACACGCGGCCUCAACCACCUCCGCACCAGUAUCAUCUACCCCGACAACGACAACCCUCUCCUCAGGCCCAGUAACCUUGAAAUCCAAUGCUUCCCCCGUUGAUAUUGCUGCCAAUGUCUGGCAGCAAUACAUUACCUCCACCUCUCAGCGCACAUUGCUCCUAGACGCCUUUAUGGUCUUUCUAGUUCUUGUCGGCGGAUUGCAGUUCGUGUAUUGCGUUCUGGCUGGAAACUACCCCUUCAAUGCCUUCCUGAGUGGUUUCAGCGCUUCUGUUGGCCAGUUUGUGCUUACCGCUUCUUUGCGCAUGCAAACAAGUGAUACCAGCUCUGGGGCGUUGUCAAGUAAGCCCAGCUCCAAGGGAAAGAAUGCCCGAUUCGUGGAUGAUGAGGAACAGGUUCCUGGUAUCUCUCACGAGAGGGCUUUUGCCGAUUAUAUCUUCGGAAGUCUUAUUCUACACUUCUUCUGUAUCAACUUUAUCAACUAA
This is a messenger RNA of Penicillium taxi, 498 nucleotides long. Its product is annotated as putative oligosaccharyl transferase subunit Dad1. Gene Ontology annotation, biological process: protein N-linked glycosylation. The record is from RefSeq and is a predicted model, not a curated record. Lineage: Eukaryota; Fungi; Ascomycota; Eurotiomycetes; Eurotiales; Aspergillaceae. Gene Ontology annotation, cellular component: membrane; oligosaccharyltransferase complex. The coding region runs from base 1 to 498 and encodes 165 amino acids. The transcript has 3 exons.